Molecule: messenger RNA, 2977 nt
Organism: Ananas comosus (pineapple)
Lineage: Eukaryota; Viridiplantae; Streptophyta; Magnoliopsida; Poales; Bromeliaceae
Product: pumilio homolog 12-like
Exons: 6
Coding region: 462-2744 (760 amino acids)
Biological process (GO): post-transcriptional regulation of gene expression
Cellular component (GO): cytoplasm
Molecular function (GO): mRNA binding
Source: RefSeq, a predicted model, not a curated record
CUCUCUCUCUCUCUCUCAUUGCACAUAUAGGAGGACUCCAUCUGUAUUAGGAAACAAGUAGAGGGAGAGGGAGAGAAGAGCGCUUUGGUGCCCUAUUUGUUAAAACCCCCUCCACCUUUUUCUCUUCCUCCUCCUCCUUCUCCAUCACGCCGCUUCUCACCCUCCCUCUCCACACCCACAACACUUCUUCUUUCGAUGCUUUUCUCCUUCACUAAAUUCGCACAAAUAACCUUCGUUUUCUCGUCUUUGGUGUACGCAAUCCACUAAUCUGUGGAAAGGCGACGCCGCCUUUGAUCGCCUUCUCUUUUUUUCUGAUUCGACCCCUCGAUCCGCCGCUGUUUCCUUUCAGGGGAUAUUCUUUUAGCUGUGGAAGGAGUAAUUUGUGGAUCAACAUUGUCAAGUAGACGGCUGGCUCUGUGUUGCUUUUGGUGUACAGCACAUAACAUCAUCCUUUAUGCAUUAUGGAAGAGACCAAAAUCAUUCAAGACUUCGAUGAAUUCGAGAUGCUCCUCAGUGAGAUACCAAAUGCUACUUCGGGGAGCCCUCAAUCCGUAAUACCUAUCCGACCCAAUUCUAAUUCAUCAGCAAAAGUGGAACCAAUCUCCAAAGGGAAGAUUUCUUCGUGCUGCGGUGGUUCUGCUAAGCUCAACAACUCUCUAAGGGCUCCAGGGCAUGUGGGUGAUACGAAAUCAUAUGAUGGCUCGACCUUAUCUCGGUGCAAAGGUGAUCGAAAGGAUUCUUUGCAUGAUGAAAAUGGAAAAUCUCAAUUGUGCCUGGAGCGAGAAACGGCGAACUUGCCAGAUGACCAAUCUCUGGCAUCGGCCUUCGGGGAACUGACCUUUAAAGAUAGUAUUGCAGUUUUACCUGCUGUUUCGUUUAUGCAAACUCCGCAUUCAGUUAAUGGAACCAACAUUGCUUCGGGGCUCAACUCUGUGGAGAUGUCUUUUCCUCAAUUGAAUACGAUAGCAAACAGUACUUACUCACCCUAUCACGAUUUAGAAAGGCAAUCUUCGUUAAGGGGCAGAAACGAAGAACGUCAAUUCGAUCAAAAGUUUCUUAUGCUCGAUAAUAAUGAAACCAACAUGAGAUAUUCAGAGAGCUUAGCUUGUAAUUUUCAGGACCACUCACAAAGGUUUCCAAUCCACCCUGUGAAUUCUGAAAUGCGUUGCUUUGAGAUCCUUCCUGGGGUUUCUAAUAGGCAAUUUGAGUUACCAGCUUCAAACGUCCAGCACCGACUCUACUUUCCAAAACAACAAUAUGUUUAUGUACAACAAUUUCAAAAUCAGGGAUCUAACGUGCAACAAAUGCAUAACCAAAUGGGGCAAGGAAUGCAAGGUUCUUAUUGGAAUAAUCCUGUUGUUAACAGGGGAUCUAAUCAGUUAGCUGCGACUUUGAUGAAUAGUGACACUUGUAGAUAUAAUCCUCACAAUUUCUGUGGUUUGGGUGAAAGCUACACGAUUCGACGUGGUGAAAAGAUAAAUUAUCCACCUUCACUAACCUGUUCUGCUAGAGGAUUCUCAGAAAAUCAGUCCAUCAACACAGUUGAUGAGAAGAACUUUCCUGCAAAGAUAUUAAUGAGGUCUAAUGGAGCUAACUCACUGAGAACUAUUAGAUCUGGUUCUCUUAUUACUAGUCAAUCACAACACCAUGUUCUUAACAAUGCUGGCGUGUAUACUAAUGGCAAUACCCACCUUCCUCUUACAAUGAGACCCAACUCCACUCAACUUAAUGGACAGAAGUUGCAGUUCUUGUCUUGUGUUAAUUUUGAGUCGGUGGAUGAGAUUGCGGGAAGGAUAUAUUCCUUUGCAAAGGAUCAGAACGGUUGCCGCUCAUUGCAGAAAGUUUUCACUGAAGGAACUCCAGAAGAUGUUGAGAAGGUCUUUAACGAGAUCAUAUGUCGCAUUGUUGACCUUAUGACUGAUCCGUUUGCGAACUAUCUAGUCCAAAAACUACUUGAAGUGUGCACACAGAGUCAAAUGAUGCGCAUAGUUCAAGAAAUUACCAAAGUUUCAGGCGAUUUGGUUUUGAUCUCAUGUAAUACGCAUGGGACACGUUCUCUACAGAAGUUGAUUGAAACCAUCAAAAGUGAAGAGCAAAUUUCCAUGGUUGUAUCAGCUCUGAGGCCUGAUAUUCUUUCCUUGAUGAUGGAUGCCAAUGGUAGUCAUGUUGCACAAUGCUGCUUGCAAUAUCUGUUGCCGGAAUAUAUAGCGUUCAUCUUUGAUGCUGCCAUUACUUACUGCUUCGAUUUAGCGAAAGACCGUUAUGGAUGUUGUGUGCUUCAAAAAUGCAUCUUUCACUCGAGUGGCGAAAAGAGACGCCAGUUGAUAUCUGCUGUCAUAUCUAAUGCUCUUUGUCUUUCUCAAGAUCAAUAUGGGAACUAUGUGGUACAAAUCAUUCUUGAUCAAGAGAUUCCAUGGGCGACAGAUGCGAUCUUGGAUCAACUGCAAGGUCGGUUUGGGGAUUUAUCGAUGCAGAAAUAUAGCAGCAAUGUCGUAGAGAAAUGUCUGAAACUUGCAAGGGAUAUCGGGCGUGCGAAGAUCAUUAGGGAACUAAUGAAUAGUUACGACCUGCCCCAAAUUAUGCUAGACCAAUAUGGGAACUAUGUCAUUCAAUCAGCACUGAGAGAAUGCAAGGGCGCACUUCAUGCUGCGUUUGUCGAGGUCAUCAAGCCGCAUGCUGCUGUACUCCGAACUAGUCCUUUUGGCAGAAGAGUUCUUUCGUGCCCUUCCCUAAAGAAUAAAUAGUGUUUUCAGAGGAUAUCAUACGUGUUUGCAAGUCCUUUUGCAGUUAACCCAGGGAAGAAUAAGUAGCCAUCAUAAAUGACCAGCAUUUAUAGUUCUCCUUGGUUAUUAGGAAAUUUUGUGUUUAGAUAGGUAAUAGAUUGUUUUUCUGUUUAUGGUAGACAAGAUCUUGGAACCUUGUAGAGUUUGUAAACAAGAAGGUUGUAGAGUUAUUGAUGUGGAAAUAAUUGGGUUUU